Exserohilum turcica Et28A is the source of this 2267-nucleotide messenger RNA. RefSeq lists its product as uncharacterized. The record is from RefSeq and is a predicted model, not a curated record. The transcript has 2 exons. NCBI's taxonomy places the organism in Eukaryota, Fungi, Ascomycota, Dothideomycetes, Pleosporales, Pleosporaceae. Gene Ontology annotation, cellular component: chromosome; cytoplasm; nucleus. Gene Ontology annotation, molecular function: 3'-5' DNA helicase activity; four-way junction helicase activity; ATP binding. Bases 1 to 2160 code for a protein of 719 amino acids. Gene Ontology annotation, biological process: double-strand break repair via homologous recombination.
AUGAGCGAAGAUGAAUACGGAUGGUCCUCCGGGGACGAUGAGUACCUUGUAGCUGCGCCUCCUCACGCGCCAGGCGACAAGCGCAAGCCCACCAAGGACACGCUGGAUAGAGCGCCAUCACCCAAGAGAGCCAAACCUGAAACAACAUCUACACCUCCCUCACCCAGUACUGUGCUCGCCAACAAAGUCCUCAAGCAACGCUUUGGGCUUGACAGCUUUCGCCUCGAGCAGGAAAAGGCCAUCACACGGAUUCUUGACGGGGGCAGCGCACUCGUCGUCUUCCCCACUGGCGGCGGCAAGAGUCUCUGCUAUCAAGUGCCUGCCGUUGCCUUCAGUCAUCAAGAUGAGCAGCUCAACCGACGCACUCCUGGGCACAGCGGCGUCACUCUGGUCAUCUCUCCGUUGAUUGCUUUGAUGAAAGAUCAAGUCGAUGCCCUCUUGCGCCGAGGCAUAAAAGCAGCAGUCCUAAACUCUUCCAUCUCCCGCGACCAGUUCCUGGCUGCUCAAGACGAUCUCAGAAACGGCCGUCUGGACCUCGUCUACUGCGCGCCAGAGCGUCUCAACAGCGAAGGCUUCAUUUCUUCGCUGAAAAGCAUACCUGGAGGUAUCCGCUUACUCGCUGUUGACGAAGCCCAUUGUAUUUCAGAAUGGGGCCACUCGUUCCGCCCAGACUACCUCAAGAUCGCCCGCUUCGCACAAGAAGCUCAAGUAGGGAGGGUCAUAUGCUUGACAGCGACCGCAACACCCCAAGUCGCCAGAGACAUUAUGGGGGCCUUUUCCAUUCCAGAAGAGGGGCUUUUCAGGACGACAAUGUAUCGCCCCAAUCUACGUCUCCUAGCCGAAGCAAACGCAAGAGACAGUGACUACGUAGCCAAACUCGUCACGCAUCUCAAAAAAUACCCCGGUGCGACAAUCGUCUACGUGACCCUUCAGAAAGGCGCAGAAACCCUGGCUUUGGAACUACAGAAACUAGGCUUCAAGGCCAAUGCUUACCACGCAGGUAUGUCCGCGUUGGUACGCUCAAAAACACAGGAUGAGUUUCUUUCCAGCACCGACAUGAUUGUCGUUGCUACCAUUGCCUUUGGAAUGGGCAUCGACAAGCCUAAUAUUCGCAGCAUUGUACACUUUGACAUACCCGACAGCAUCGAGUCGUACAGCCAGCAGAUUGGGCGAGCUGGCCGGGACGGAAAGUCCAGCGUGUGCAUGUUCUACCUCUCGACCAAAGACUUUUACUUGCGCAACAUCUUCACCUACGCCGACCGCCCGUCGAUACGCUCUCUGAAGCUCUUGAUGACCGACAUAUGCUCUCCAGCCCGAACCCAGCUCAAACCCGGAGAUACCUUCACCAUUUCCCUCUAUACCCAAGGCCAAGAAACCGACAUCAAAGCAAUCGUCCUCGGCAUCCUCUACGCCCAGCUUGAACUGCAAUUCAAGCUAUUCCGCGCAACAGGCGCCCUCUACACCAAAUACGCGUACCUCGUCAAAAAUGCCGCCGCCAUCCAAAACGACAAGUCGGCCGCCGCCUCGGCAAUCCGCGCAGUAGCAGUGAAAAGCAGCAAGUGGACGCACGUCGCUCUAGACGAUAUCGCAAGCACAAGAUCCAUACCGCGCGCCGAUCUCGUCCGCAAGCUCGACGACUGGAACGAGCGCGGCGCCAUUGAACUGAAAAAGGAAGGUGUGCAGAACACAUACCGUCUCGAGCGCGCGCUGCCCAGCACCGCCGAGGAAAUCAACGACAUUGUGCAGAAACUCGAUCAAAACAUGCGCGAAGCCGAGCAGCUGAAGUUGGCGCGCACAAAAGCCAUUGUACACCUCAUCACGGCUCCACGCUGCUUUGCAAAGGCAAUGGCAGAGUACUUUGGCGAGGCAUCGAAUGUCAGGGACGAAUGCGGCCAUUGCACUUGGUGCGAGACGCACUCGCAGGUUGUGCUUCCUGAUGAGCCGCCGCAGCCUCCUGAUCCGCUCAAGGUCAACAGGGUCCUGGAUGCCGUGCAUGUGCGCGACGACCCGAGGUUCCUGGCUAAACUUGCGUUUGGGAUCAAGAGUCCGCGGAUGACGGUGCUCAAGGUGUUUUCGUCGGGUGUGUUUGAGUCGAUGAAUGUGUGUGAUUUUCCGCGGCUGCUCGACGUCUUUACAGAGGCGUGUGACGAGUGCUGUUAGGGAGAUUGAGCAGGGAACUGCCAGUUUGCGAUUGUGUUUGCAUCUUGUUCCACAAGUGAUAUCCUUCAUCAUAAGCUUUUUGUAGAAGAUUACAUGUAUAGAUUGAG